UGUCUCAUUGGGGAGAUUUACCUUCAUUUCCUGUCCCAUAGCUGAAAAAGGAAGUGAGAGAAAAUCCCUUCAAAUUAAGGGAAUUCCUUGGGGGCCCCCAGGUCACCAGAACUAGUGUCCACAUUUUAAAUAUUUCCCUCUGUUACUUUUCUGGGGACAACACACAACUUUUGAGAGGUUUCUUUUACUUUCACACAGGGGCGGACUGACAACUCAUGGGGCCCCCGGGCAAUAGGGGAUCAUGGGGCCCUGUGUCCUUGCACAAACUCAAAAAAGCCUAUGAAAAAGGUACCAGGGGCAUCUCUUGGGGCCCCCUACUGACCACGGGCCCUCGGGCAGUGCCCGAGUUUCCAAAUGGUCAGUCCACCCCUGAACUC
Staurois parvus is the source of this 377-nucleotide messenger RNA. NCBI's taxonomy places the organism in Eukaryota, Metazoa, Chordata, Amphibia, Anura, Ranidae. The record is from the annotation of a GenBank genome assembly.